Molecule: messenger RNA, 1978 nt
Organism: Eurytemora carolleeae
Lineage: Eukaryota; Metazoa; Arthropoda; Copepoda; Calanoida; Temoridae
Exons: 10
Coding region: 202-909 (235 amino acids)
Source: RefSeq, a predicted model, not a curated record
UUAUUUCUACCCUUUUCAUUAUUAUUGAUAUUUUUAUCUUAGUAAUAACUGUUGUUUAUAUCUAAUGUAUAGUAUAUAAUUAAGACCCUAGAGGACCUAAGACCCCUAAUGUAUAUAGUAUAUAAUUAAGACCCCUAGAGGACCUAAGACCCCUGAUGUACAUACUAUAUAAUUAAGACCCUAGAGGACCUAAGACCCCUAAUGGUAUCAGGAAUCCCUAAACUGAAGUUACCUCCAACAGAACCAAUGUUUGUAGAUACAGUCUCAUUUAAACAGGGUGUUCCACCGGUGUUAGUUUCUGCAACCUUUACUAACGUUGUUGUUACAGGUUUAUCAACAUUUAUCACCAACUAUAUUGACGCAGACCCUAAUUCCCAAACUUUAAGAAUUGGAUUGACUGUACCGCAAAUGAAUAUAGAAGGUUUCUACAGUAUAAAUGGAGAGGUGUUUAUUCUUCCAUUAGAGGGUAGUGGAACCUUCACAACUAAAAUGUUGGAUGUUACUUCUGAUGGCUUCUCAAGUAUAACUCCUGUAAUUGAUGGAAAUGGAAAAAAGAUCCUCCAAGUCGGAAACACGAACCUGGACUUCAACAUCGGAAAGGUGAUAAUCCACAUGGAAAACUUGUUCAACGGGGAGAACAAACUACUUGCGGAUACUGUCAACAAGUUUUUAAACGACCACGGACAGGAAGUGCUAGCAGAAGUUAAACCGGAAAUAUCUAGACAACUCUCAGAUCUUGUCACUAGAGUUAUGAACGACGCAUUCUCUGAUCUUCCUGCAGACAAGAUUCUUGAUAACCUCAGACCAACUUCUACUGGAGGCAGAUUCAUCGAGAAUGAACCACGUGUUGUCAAGUUACUUCCACUUCAAAGGCCAAAGACUAGUAUUCUGAGUUUACUAACUGGAUAAAAAUGAAGAAGAUAGUUUUGAACCAAGUUAAAGUCGUGAACUUAAUUAUUAUGUAGUCAACUUAAAGAGACUGUACACGUAAUAUCAAGUAACACUCCAUUUUACGAAGGGCUUGUCGGAUUCACAAAAUUUAAAUUUUAAUUUAAAAUUUAAAAUCUUAUCUGAUUAUUAGUGUUAAAGAUAUCUUCGUUUUCCAAGCUUUAAGAAUGUUUAGUUCUAACAAUCUUCUCCAUUGUUUUUGUAACAAGAUCACAAUAUAAAACAAUAUAAAAGAUCACUAAAAUAAAGAAACCACCUUUGUGAAAUAUCAAAUUUCAAAAUUUGGAUAUCUCAGUCAUUCUUGAUCAUUAGAAUCAUUUAAGGUUGCCGGUUAAAAUGGACAUAUUUGCCACUUUCUACAAAAGGGUCAUUUGAAAUUGAACAUAUAUGGCACUUUUUGAAUGAAGGGUCACUUGAAAUUGAACAUAUAUGGCACUUUCUGAAUAAAGGGUCACUUGAAAUUGAACAUAUAUGGCACUUUCUGAAUAAAAAGUCACUUGAUAGAACAUUCACAGUCCCUUUAUAAUCUUGUCAAGCUGUUUGAUGCAAUUUUAUAAUCCGAGUUUCCGAUCGUAAAAACUUUAAAAACUGUAAAAACCGUAAAAAGCUUAGUUUUACAAGAUUUUCGGCCAUUUUGGUGAUUGAGCCAAACAGAUGAUAUUUCUUGAUAAAUAGAUGAUAUUUACCUAUACCUAUAUUUGCCUAUACAACUGUGGAAUUGGUUUGCAAAUCAACUUAUUAAUUGUAGUGGGUCUGUGUACAUUGCACAGUUUCUGUGUUUCUUGUUCAAAUCAUAACUUGAGUCUAAAGGUCGUCUUCCUUUUCCACAGUUGUCUUGGUACCACUGUAGUAAUUUUGUGUAGCUUAGUUAAUCUAUUAGUCAACCAGUCUUAUAAUAUUUUAUAGUAUUUAAAAAAACUCUUAAAUGUAUUGCUUAACAAUUACGAAUGGAAACACAUAAUAUGAUCUAGUCAAUUGUCAUUGUAUAUUUUGAAAAUAUAAGAACCUUUAAUAAACCCCUUUAGAUGUG